Molecule: messenger RNA, 393 nt
Organism: Auanema sp. JU1783
Lineage: Eukaryota; Metazoa; Nematoda; Chromadorea; Rhabditida; Rhabditidae
Source: the annotation of a GenBank genome assembly
AUGAUUCUACUUCUUUUCAUUCUGCUUUGUUUAUUUUCCACAUCUCGAGGCGACUCUGUCAUUUUGGAAAAUGAAUGCGUUAAAACAUCAGAAGAAUGUCGUAUACGACUAGAAACUUUCAAUGGACUACCUGGUAGAGAUUGUUUCGUGUUCUCUUCUGAAUACAGAAGCUGCUUUGUAAUAAAUGAGGAAUCAAGUAUGGAACUUGAAGACUUGAAUACAGCAACAAUUCUCCGAACUGAAGAAGGAUCAGAUGUUUCAUUUCAAAAUGAGAAAAAGACUAAUGGAGCUGCUGUGAGGGGAAGCACAGUAUGGAACUCACCUCCACGUUUUCGUCGCUACAAGGGGAAGUCAGUGAUAGUUACAUGUCAGUGUAAUCCGCUUGAUAGAUAA